CAAGGUUGGUAGCAUGUCUCUUACCUUGGACUGACAAGUUCUGUGGUCAUGUUGAGGUCCGUCCAUUCACCAUGGGACGCCCAAGACGACCUUCGGAGCGUCCGCUCCUAUGCUCCACCUCACACUCGUUUUUCUUCAAUAUCCGAAUUUUCCGAUUCCCCGUCAGUCUACAGUCACGCUUACUUCUCUCCAGACAGCAGGGAUAUUGAACCGAAUACCAGCUCAUAUCGCUAUGAUGUACCAGACUCCUCCAGCCAACGUCGGCCAUCCAUUUCGAACUCUGACUACCUCGAUGAUUAUGCAGCGAGUAGUUUGGAUCUCGAUGAUGAGGACGUUGCGAGUGUUUUAAUUAACACACUUGGCGACACGGAAAAUGAUGACGAAGACGACGAUACCUCCCAUAGGAUAAGUGUUCAGGGUCCAAAGAUACGGUUCCACUCUCGAGCUCCUUGGGAAACCGGAGAAGAUAACAUUGACGAGAACGACUCAGAUCAUAGUGCAAUGUCCAAUGUCUUUGGCAAAAAAGUCAAAAGUAAGACUGCGAAAGCUGAUCUCAUGCGGCACUUCGGCAAGAGUUCUUCCGCCAGACCCAGCGCCGAGUCAAUUCGUUCUCAGGUUCAAUCCAAUAGCUCUUUUGAAAUUGUUGCGGGUAAUCAAUCUGGCUCGCGAGGUGCCUUGUACACCCUGGCCCAGGAAUCAUUCUCGACCUCCUCUUUGACUGUCCCCAGCUCUCAACGGGUUCCUGCCCUUUCGCUAAGAAAUUGCCAUAAUUUUUCUCUUCCCCGCACUACAAACUAUCCACCCACAACUCACUACGACGACCAGAUGCCAGAAGAACCUCAGUCUCCCACGAGCUCCUUGCAAGAAAUGGGACACGUUUCCCGGUCAUCAUCCUCCACACAAGAUAUACCCAGACCAUACUCUCCAGCUUCCGAGGUUCCACGAAAUCACGAACGUUGUGCUACCGUUUCGUCGUUUCAUACUUCCAGAUGUCGCGUGUCUCACGAGGACUUCGUACAUCCCUAUGCCAACCCUGAUUUGGUUGCUUCUUAUACCCCUCCUAGACCUACCCAGCUCCGUUCUACCUUUGGACAUGUCUCGCGGAGCGAUUCGGCCGUCACUGUGACGGACUCACUGAGUUCACGGUCCGGUGCUUUCUCAUCCACUAUAACACCAGAUACCUCUGCCUCAUCUAUACCAUCACGAGAUCACAUUUCCUCCACGGGCAUGCGUGUUCAUGGCAAAGAUAUUUCUCCCCCCAUCGCAGUUCUCCACUCCAGCGACCUCAAUUCCACGCAAUGCGAUCAAAGCACCAACUUACCGUCUUUUCACCCCCCACCCGCAUUUGAAGGUGUCCCAGGUUGGAAUGCUUAUCCCUCUUCAAGUGUCACUUUGAUAUCGCUGCAGGAGGCACAAGCGAGAGAAAGGACCCGUAGUGCUACUGCCAAUGCCGUGGUUUCGUCCCCCUCUCGGGCCCAUGAGACUACCUCACGCAUACCUUUUCCUGAUGCAGAUGACACUGCCAGUAUAGCGAGUACUGAGACUUCCGCUACUGGCAACUUCAAGCAAGCUCGCCCUCGUUCCACUAGUGCUGGCGCUCGUGCCAAAGGUGUCCUUCAUUCAGUCGUUGCGGCAUCUUUCCAUAAUAAGCCUGAGCGAAGGGGGUCAGAACCCGACACCAUUAAUUCCAGUGGCCAAACCCUGAAGCACAAGAAAAGCGGGUUUAUGAGGCUCUUUAAUGGGCGUGAACGGGAGAAAGGUCGUGACAAGGGGAGGAGUCCACCGCCCCCAGUUCCGCCUUUACAUGGUGUUUACUCGGACUACCCUCACGCAGGCAACGAAGAUAGUAAAUCGUCACUUCCAACGAUUCUACCUCGCCUGUCAUCCUUGAGCUCAGAUGCCAGGAGCAGCACUGCCCUCAACGAGUCCUCAUCAGAUGCCGAAGGACUUUCCCCAAAGAUGUCAUCACCUUCGCUGAAGCGCGCCCCGCCCUCGUUGUACAUAUCAACUGGCGCAUCAAACCGCUCUCCACUCUGUGCUGAUCAUCGACUCAUGGACCCAGCUCAAUCACCCCAGUCAGGCAAAAAACCACCUGGGCAUCCUCAGCUUGAGGCCAUUGACUUUCAAGCUCUUAAACUACGUCCAAUAUCUACGACGUUCAGCUCUCAAUUCGCUGACAUUGUUGCCAUCCCUGAGGUAGAGCAUACCCCUGAGCUCGAACUGGACACGCCGACAUCUACAAUCAGUUCAGUUGCAGCGCUCUCGCCCGUCACUCCUGGAUGGUCGCGACCUAGCGACGAUAAAUCAUCGCCAGAGGAACAAUCCCUCGUAAUCAAGGCUUUGCGGGAGCAGAUGAUAGCAGCGAAGAAGGCCUGGCAGCACCAAAUCUGGGAUCUGCAAGGUCAAGUGAGGAACUUGCAGGCUGAAAUUGAGGACCUUCAUGCUGCGGAUGAAGACAAGGGAUAUUGCGAACACUGCGGUAGGGGUGGUCCCAGAAAGGAGCGUGAAGCUUCUAAUGCAGGAGCGAAGAAAAUUGGGGUUGUCGACAGACCGAGGGGACGCACAGGCGAUUCCGCUCGUUUUGUCAGUAGAAACUAGGAAGGUUGGAUCACCAUCAUGGCCUUGUCACUCAUUAUUUCUUGCUUCAAAGGGCCACAUCAAAUAUAUGGCUGCUAAUCAGUCGGUCGUGUGCGUCUUGAUAUUUGGGCUUACAUUAUCUAUCUAGCUCUUGUCUUAUGUAUAACUUCUUGUUUUUCUUCCCCCCCGUGGCUAAUUAGGUAUAAUUCUAUUCAUCUUAUAAACUUAUCAGUAACUUACCACAUUCCUUUCGGCGCCUUCCUCAUUGUCGUUCAUUGUUGAUACCUUCGAUUUGUUCCAGUUCAUAUUUACCUCUCAAUCGGCAUACCUCUUUGAGUACUGUAUAUUGCUAGUUAUGUUUUCUCGCAGAAGAGAUGUAUGUGA
Molecule: messenger RNA, 2961 nt
Organism: Suillus bovinus
Lineage: Eukaryota; Fungi; Basidiomycota; Agaricomycetes; Boletales; Suillaceae
Exons: 3
Coding region: 49-2598 (849 amino acids)
Source: RefSeq, a predicted model, not a curated record